AUGAAAAUUCGUUAACCAUUUUACCAUCCUGUAGUACAACAAUUUCAAGGUCCCACCUAAUAUGUUUCUUUUGCAUCUCCAAGUCAAAGGUUUUCACAGGGAUAACGACUUGCCUCUCCAACUUCUUAAUAAAUUGAUUACCAAAGAUUACGAAAUGCCUAGUCAAUAUAACAAAGCGCUUAUACCAAUAAAAUAAAUGAAGAGACACCAUAGCACAUGAUCACAAAGAGACCUCAUAUCAAAAUGCCUUAAUAAGGAGUGUAGGUUUCUCAAUCUCAAUCAUUUUCAUAUAACCCUUAGAUGAUGGUAGGUCUAAUUAAAGAGAAUUAGGAGAUAAAGGCCAAGAUAAAUGAGAAGGAGAAGUAACUCAUUCUUUUACAAUAAGAAAUAGCUUUGUAUGAAAAAUAAUGA
Paramecium octaurelia is the source of this 411-nucleotide messenger RNA. The record is from the annotation of a GenBank genome assembly. NCBI's taxonomy places the organism in Eukaryota, Ciliophora, Oligohymenophorea, Peniculida, Parameciidae.